Molecule: messenger RNA, 501 nt
Organism: Knipowitschia caucasica
Lineage: Eukaryota; Metazoa; Chordata; Actinopteri; Gobiiformes; Gobiidae
Source: the annotation of a GenBank genome assembly
AUGUGUGGCAUUUGGCUCUCCCUCUGCAACUCUUCUCCUCUGCUCCCUCUUUCCGCUAUGUACAGCUCUGAUCUAUCUUUAGCCCUGUCCUCUGCGCCACAUGCGCUCUGGCGUUUGGCACAUGAUCCAGUAACCGAGGGGGACCUUUACGCGCGGACUUCACCUGUUUGUUCUUCUUUACGCGCGGGGCCUGCAUGGGCUUUCCCCCGGCAGCGGUGCGUGAGUGUUUGGGUCCUGAGUGACUGGAGGCUGGGAGACUGUAGGAGCCGCUCCACACGCACACGUACACACACCGGUGCCAACAUGGAGAUGAGGCGCGCGUCGUGGCUCCCGGCUGGACUGGCGCUGUGCCUGGCAGCUGCCAUCCUGCCCUCCAUCUCCGCUUGCGACCGUGGUGACUACCGAAUGCUCAUUGGAGACUUCUGCCUGACUAAAUUCCGCUUGGACAUGGAGGCCUUGGACCGCAGCCUCUGGUGCAGCUGGCCCCGGACAAUGGAGUGA